Messenger RNA from Andrographis paniculata, 760 nucleotides. RefSeq lists its product as uncharacterized. The transcript is spliced from 5 exons. NCBI's taxonomy places the organism in Eukaryota, Viridiplantae, Streptophyta, Magnoliopsida, Lamiales, Acanthaceae. Bases 168 to 512 code for a protein of 114 amino acids. The record is from RefSeq and is a predicted model, not a curated record.
CUUUGAAUUUUGUAUCUGUGCAUUUGCUUGUUGAAUAGGACAUACAAAUUCGAGGAGCCAGCCGAGACGAGAGCCAGAUAGAGAAUGCAGAAGUAUAUGCGAUUCCACCUGGAUUUCGCAUUGUCUUACGGGGCAUCGAUGUUCAGCAUCACGAUAUAAUCGACGAUAUGAUUUACCCCCAAGAGAUGCAUUAUAAACCAGCAGCGUUGAAAGAUCCGAAUAUGUCUGCGACGGGGAUGAUUGGAUUCAUCAAAGACUCGAAACACCAUAUCGACGACAAGGCUUCAACGUAUAACACAAGAACCGCCUUAUCAAGCCUUUCUGGAGGGUUUGGAACCCAGCUGGAAGCCACGGCAGAGGAGUCAUCGGUGUCCUCGAAGCGAACUUUUUCAAGCAGGCGCACGAUAAAUAGGGAUUCGAGUGAACGACCGCCCUGUCUCGGCUUGAGUCAAGGCUUAUGUCCAACCAGAAAAACUAUUGGUCCCGAAAUUGCCAUCUCGAUCGAAUACUGACAGGAUUAGCGCUAUCAAAUUUCUUCAUUCAUCUGAGUGGACCAAUCGACGCUGGAUUUGGGGAGGAGACAUCUUUCUUGUUCGGACCUGUGUUGAUGGUGACAGAUUUAGGAGGGCUAACAAUUUUCGUAAACCCUACGGAUUGACUCAUCCAAUUAAAAAGAAAAAAGGAUAACAUGCUAGGACGGAUGAGCCUUUUUCUCGGACGGACCUCAAGUAUUGCCUCGAGGAACCCCAGGAAGCUGUUU